Messenger RNA from Onychostruthus taczanowskii (white-rumped snowfinch), 646 nucleotides. It is a transcript of the gene FGF8, whose product is annotated as fibroblast growth factor 8. The record is from RefSeq and is a predicted model, not a curated record. Lineage: Eukaryota; Metazoa; Chordata; Aves; Passeriformes; Passeridae. The coding region runs from base 1 to 639 and encodes 212 amino acids. Gene Ontology annotation, cellular component: cytoplasm. Gene Ontology annotation, biological process: positive regulation of gene expression; neuron differentiation; dorsal/ventral pattern formation. Gene Ontology annotation, molecular function: type 2 fibroblast growth factor receptor binding; growth factor activity; type 1 fibroblast growth factor receptor binding. The transcript is spliced from 5 exons.
AUGGACCCCUGCUCUUCGCUCUUCAGCUACGUGUUAAUGCACUUGUUCGUCCUCUGCCUGCAAGCCCAGGUAACUGUUCAGUCCCCACCUAAUUUUACACAGCAUGUGAGGGAGCAGAGCCUGGUGACAGAUCAGCUCAGCCGGCGGCUUGUCCGUACCUACCAGCUGUACAGCCGGACCAGCGGGAAACAUGUGCAGAUCUUGGACAACAAGAAAAUCAAUGCGAUGGCAGAGGAUGGGGAUGUGCAUGCCAAGCUCAUCGUGGAGACAGACACCUUUGGGAGCCGCGUGCGUAUCAAGGGGGCAGCCACAGGUUUCUACAUCUGCAUGAACAAGAAGGGCAAGCUGAUUGGCAAGAGCAACGGCAAAGGCAAGGACUGCGUCUUCACGGAGAUCGUGCUGGAGAACAACUACACGGCGCUGCAGAACGCCAAGUACGAGGGCUGGUACAUGGCCUUCACGCGCAAGGGCCGCCCGCGCAAGGGCUCCAAGACCCGGCAGCACCAGCGCGAGGUGCACUUCAUGAAGAGGCUCCCCAAGGGCCACCAGACCACCGAGCCCCACAGACGCUUUGAGUUCCUCAACUACCCCUUCAACCGGAGAAGUAAAAGGACUAGAAACUCCAGAGCGGGCCCUUGAUGUGCCC